AUGAAUCGUCUCAAAGGUCAUAAUCAUAAUCAUAAUGGCGGACAACAACUUUGGAUAAAAAUCGAUCUUAGGGAAAUUGUUUUUUUACCAAGUAGAGAUACCAUUCGAGGAUAUCAAUGCAAACAAAUUGAAUUAUUACUUAAAUAUACCAUUAAAAACAUAUCGAUUAAUUUUAAUGAAAGUCAAAAACUUAAUGAAGUAAGGAUUCCCAUUGAACAAGUUGUUGGAUUUAAAGUCAUUCAAGAUAAGUACAUUGAAAUUGAAUUUCGCAAGGAUUUCCAUAGGACUUAUUUUGUUCAUGAUCUUAAUCAAAAUACGACGUGUUUGACCCGUAAGGAUCCAACCGGUUGCAUGGAUGGUGUUACAAAGAUCAUUUUUACACCUUGUGAAAAAGUUCAUUCCAUGACAAUUUUUAUGUUUGAAGUUGGAGUGAAGUGGAUGCGUGGUCCAACUGUGGUAAAAGAUAAAGAUAAAACUAAUGAAACUAAUGAAACUGAUGAAACUAAAAAAGUCGAUAAGGAUCUGAUAACCAUUAUUCCACCAUCAAAUAAUACACCCGAGUAUAAUAUUUCAUGUUACUUUUUGAAUUUAAAGAGGGUAAUUUCUUUACAAAUGGAAGAAUCCUUUUCGGGUUUAUUGAAAUUAAUUAAUAAAAAAAUGGGUUUGGAAAUAACUUCUAUUAAAUACAAGAAUAUCGAUGGUAAUAUCAUUACGGUUAAAGACGAGGAUGAUUGGGAUGCCGCCAAAUUGAAUUUUAAGUGGCAAGAUUUUUCAAAUUACGAUAUUUACGUGGAUUAA
Funneliformis mosseae is the source of this 798-nucleotide messenger RNA. Lineage: Eukaryota; Fungi; Glomeromycota; Glomeromycetes; Glomerales; Glomeraceae. The record is from the annotation of a GenBank genome assembly.